AGGCUACAAGUAUUCACAGUGUAUCAUAGGCAGUGGGGGAGGGGAGAGAAAGCAAGAAAGACUGCUCUCGGCACUCGUGCUUUUGUUAGUUCUACAGAAGAGGCAGAAAAACAAGAGAUAACAAAGGCUCCGUUUCCUUUCUGUGAGAGAAGGCUUUUGUCUUUCCUCCUGCUACGAUGUCAGUGUCUGGCAAGAAAGAGUUUGAUGUGAAACAGAUCCUAAGGCUACGCUGGAGGUGGUUUAGUCAUCCUUUUCAAGGUUCCACCAACACUGGAAGCUGUCUUCAGCAGGAAGGAUAUGAGCAUAGAGGGACCCCGGUUCAGGGCAGGUUGAAGAGCCACUCUCGGGACAGAAACGGACUGAAGAAAAGCAACAGUCCUGUCCACCACAAUAUACUGGCACCAGUGCCGGGACCGGCCCCUGCCCAUCAGAGAACCGUUCAGAAUUUGCAGCAACAUAAUCUGAUAGUACAUUUUCAAGCAAAUGAAGAUACUCCUAAGGCAGUUCCAGAGAAGAAUUUAUUCAAAGAAGCUUGUGAGAAACGCGCACAAGAUUUGGAGAUGAUUGCUGAUGACAAUAUAGACGAUUCUACAGCAAGAUUAGAUACACAGCACUCUGAAGAAAUGAAUGCCACCAGAUCUGAAGAGCAGUUCCAUGUUACAAACCACGCAGAGCAAACUCUUCGUAAAAUGGAGAACUACUUGAAAGAGAAACAACUAUGUGAUGUGCUACUAAUUGCAGGACACCUCCGCAUCCCAGCCCAUAGGUUGGUUCUCAGCGCAGUGUCUGAUUAUUUUGCUGCAAUGUUUACUAAUGAUGUGCUUGAAGCCAAACAAGAAGAGGUCAGGAUGGAAGGAGUAGAUCCAAAUGCACUAAAUUCCUUGGUGCAGUAUGCUUACACAGGAGUCCUGCAAUUGAAAGAAGAUACCAUUGAAAGUUUGCUGGCUGCAGCUUGUCUCUUGCAGCUGACUCAGGUCAUUGAUGUUUGCUCCAAUUUUCUCAUAAAGCAGCUCCAUCCUUCAAACUGCUUAGGGAUUCGAUCAUUUGGAGAUGCCCAAGGCUGUACAGAACUUCUCAAUGUGGCACACAAAUACACUAUGGAACACUUCAUUGAGGUAAUAAAAAACCAAGAAUUCCUCCUGCUUCCAGCUAAUGAAAUUUCAAAACUUCUGUGCAGUGAUGACAUUAAUGUGCCUGAUGAAGAGACCAUUUUUCAUGCUCUAAUGCAGUGGGUGGGGCAUGAUGUGCAGAAUAGGCAAGGAGAACUGGGGAUGCUGCUUUCUUACAUCAGACUGCCAUUACUCCCACCACAGUUACUGGCAGAUCUUGAAACCAGUUCCAUGUUUACUGGUGAUCUUGAGUGUCAGAAGCUCCUGAUGGAAGCUAUGAAGUAUCAUCUUUUGCCUGAGAGAAGAUCCAUGAUGCAAAGCCCUCGGACAAAGCCUAGAAAAUCAACUGUGGGGGCACUUUAUGCUGUAGGAGGCAUGGAUGCUAUGAAAGGUACUACUACUAUUGAAAAAUAUGACCUCAGGACCAACAGUUGGCUACAUAUUGGCACCAUGAAUGGCCGUAGGCUUCAAUUUGGAGUUGCAGUUAUUGAUAAUAAGCUCUAUGUCGUGGGAGGAAGAGACGGUUUAAAAACUUUGAAUACAGUGGAAUGUUUUAAUCCAGUUGGCAAAAUCUGGACUGUGAUGCCUCCCAUGUCAACACAUCGGCACGGCUUAGGUGUAGCCACUCUUGAAGGACCAAUGUAUGCUGUAGGUGGUCAUGAUGGAUGGAGCUAUCUAAAUACUGUAGAAAGAUGGGACCCUGAGGGACGACAGUGGAAUUACGUAGCCAAUAUGUCAACUCCUAGAAGCACAGUUGGUGUUGUUGCAUUAAACAACAAGUUAUAUGCUAUUGGUGGACGUGAUGGAAGUUCCUGCCUCAAAUCAAUGGAAUACUUUGACCCACACACUAACAAGUGGAGUUUGUGUGCUCCAAUGUCCAAAAGACGUGGAGGUGUGGGAGUUGCCACAUACAAUGGAUUCUUAUAUGUUGUAGGGGGGCAUGAUGCCCCUGCUUCCAACCAUUGCCCCAGGCUUUCUGACUGUGUGGAACGGUAUGAUCCAAAAAGUGAUUCAUGGUCAACUGUGGCACCUCUGAGUGUUCCUCGAGAUGCUGUUGCUGUGUGCCCCCUUGGAGACAAACUCUAUGUGGUUGGAGGAUAUGAUGGACAUACUUAUUUGAACACAGUUGAGUCAUAUGAUGCACAGAGAAAUGAAUGGAAAGAGGAAGUUCCUGUUAACAUUGGAAGAGCUGGUGCAUGUGUUGUAGUGGUGAAGCUACCCUAAGCUAUCUAUCUUUAUCAAAUGGAAUGAAACUGGAUAAUUUCAAGAAACUGAGUAGGACAAAGGGAGAAAGAAAUACAUGUUCUUUUUCCUGCAAUUAAUAAUCAGACUGGAAAAUUGUUGUAUCGUUUUAAUUUAUAGUUACAAUUGCUUUCAUUUGUGAAGCCAAAAUGUUUUUAAACAUGAAUUACAUAUGAAUUAUUAAGAAUAUGUGCUUUCACAGCUGAUAAUAGAAAAGGGAAUCCCAUAGUCUAGAUAUAGCACCAUUACUACAAAAUUCUAAAAUAUUUAAUGAAAAUUGAUGAUGGCUACAGUGUGCAGGUUAUAAAAGCAUUAAUACAUUUCAAGGUAAGAGCCUUAGAAGUUAAAAACAUUUUCAGUUUUUUUUAAAAAACGUACUCUUGUUAUCUGGAACAUAGAAAUAAUAAAAGGUAACAUCUAAAGCUUAAAAUAGUCUGAUUUUUAGUAAGCCAUUAUUCUCCUAUUCAAGUAAUAUCCCAAAGAGCUAAACAAUUCCUUACAUUUACCAAGAGGAAAGCUUUUACUGUGUUGAAGCUAAAAAAAAUAAUGGCUCUUUGACAAAACUUGUUAUGUUGAUCAUAGUAUGUCAAAAUUUUUACAGGUUUGCUCAUCUGCCAGAGCACACAUAUAAAUUUGAUAUUUCUUAACAUAUUGUCUUGUUAGAUUUGUUACCAGUAAAAUAUUAUUGUAAUUUCAUAUACACAGCUUAUACAAUGAAAUAAUAAAUAUUUAUCAUAUUGAUACAAACUGUGACCUCAGCUUCAGAGUGUCAGGGCCUCACUUGUAUAGAAUGUAAUGUUCUCCUCAAACAUUUAUGUUAACUCUAUAAACAAAUAUCGUUAAGUUAAACAAGUUUUCAAAAACAAAACAAUUUUUAAAGUACAUUAAAAUUGAGGAUGUUACUCAGUGUUAACACAUGGGAACACCAAAAUAUUCAGUAAGCCUGGUCAAUUCUAUUGUUAUCUUCUUUGUACCAAAAUAUGCUUUUCUGUUACUGUUAUAUUAUCCAGUAGAAAAUGUUAGGAUAUGUGUGCUAUACAAAAAAAAUACUUUUUAAGUUUCAAAAUAACAAAAAUGGCUAGUUGAAUAGUAUUUUAUGUGUAAUUCUUCCAUUUAUUCCACUUAAUUAUACAACUAAGAUGAAAUAUUGAAAAACCCUUUGUGAAAGUUAACUUUUCAAGUAAAUGCACAAUUUUAGAAUUUCUAUAAAUAAGUUCUUUUAAACCGUCUUUUUAUUGUGGAUUGUGAAAUCAAAAUCUGGAGAAAUGCUUGUAAAAUAUACUACUAGCUUUUGAGUUUUAAGAAAGAACAACGUAAGUUGUACAAAGAUAUUUGUACUUUGACAAAUUGAAUUUAAAUAAACUUUAUUUCCUCUCA
Messenger RNA from Nomascus leucogenys (northern white-cheeked gibbon), 3728 nucleotides. It is a transcript of the gene KLHL4, whose product is annotated as kelch like family member 4. NCBI's taxonomy places the organism in Eukaryota, Metazoa, Chordata, Mammalia, Primates, Hylobatidae. The record is from RefSeq and is a predicted model, not a curated record. Gene Ontology annotation, molecular function: protein binding.